AUGAAGAGGAAGAGGGACUCAUCGCAUGGAGAAGCGGCGGUCAUGGCCGAUAGAGAUGAUGUCGAGCUGUCACUAGGAACUGAAUUUGAAGUGUUCUUGAAUUUUAGAGGGCCUGACACUCGCCAGAGUUUUACUGAUUGCCUCUAUCACUCCAUGGAUGGAGCUGGGAUUCGUGUUUUCAGAGAUGACGAAGAGAUUAGAAAAGGCGAAGUGAUCAAAGGCGAACUAGAGCGUGCGAUUAAGAACUCCACAAUCUUUAUGCCCAUCUUCUCUAAAAAUUACGCGUGUAGUCCGUGGUGUCUUCGCGAGCUUGCAUUCAGGCUGGACUGCUCAAGAAAUAGAGAUGACAAUGCAAUAAUCCUACCGAUCUUCUUUGAUGUGGAUCCUGACGAUGUCAAACUCAAAACCGGGCCAUACCACGAUGCUUUGCAAAAACAUGAGCAGAAGUUCGGCAGCAAUCUAGUGCAGCAAUGGAAGAAGGUUCUGAUGGAGGUAGCUCAUAUCAAAGGAUGGGAUGUCAAAGAUACAGGCCACGGUGAACUCAUUAGAUCAAUUGUUGCUGAAGUUUUGAUCAAGCUGAAUAAAAGAGAAAAAAUUCUAGCCGAUCAUUUAGUUGGAAUUCAUGAUCGUGUUGAAGAUGUCAUGCACCUAUUAGAUGAAGGUUCUCCCGAUGUACGCUAUCUAGUAAUCCACGGCAUGGGGGGCAUCGGUAAGACGACUCUUGCCAAAGUCGUCUUUAACCAAAUUUCUAGUUGGUUUAAUGGGUGUAGCUUCCUUUCGGGUGUUCAAGAGGCUAUAAAGGAUGGCAAAAUUGUCCAAUUACAAAAGCAAUUAUUGUCAGAAAUUCUCAACUCCAAACCAAUGGAGAUUUUUGACUCCGAUGCAGGGAUUAACCACAUUAAAUGGAGAUUUCGCCACAAGAAAGUCCUUAUUGUUCUUGAUAAUAUAGAUGAGUGGGCCCAACUCUCUAUGCUUGCAGCAAAGGGUGAUUGGUUUGGUUUGGGGAGUAGAAUCAUUAUUACAACAAGGGACACCAACAAUCUGGCAAUCGAAGAGUACAAAGAUUAUCAAAUGAUAGAGUUGCAUUAUCACCACGCCCUUCAACUUUUUAGCAAGCACGCUUUCAAAAUGGAUUCCCCUCCACAUGACUAUGAUGAUAUUUCUUGUAAUAUUACUCACAUGACUGGUGGGCUUCCUUUGGCUCUUGAAGUUAUUGGUUGUUCUCUUUAUUGCAAAAGAAAGCCAAUAUGGAAAGAAACGUUGAAGAAAUUACAGUUAGCUCCCCACCAACAUAUCUUUGAUAUAUUAAAGAUUAGUGUUGAAAUGCUAAGUGAAGAACAAAGAGAAAUUUUUCUUGAUAUUGCUUGUUUUUAUGUUGGUGAAGAAAGAAUCUAUCCAUAUUAUAUGUGGAAAGCUUUGGACUUUUACCCAAAAAUUGAGAUUGAUUUCCUUAUUGGUAUGUCUUUGAUAAAGAUCGCUGAUCAUGAUAGACUAUUGAUGCACAACUUGCUUAGAGACCUUGGAAGAGAAAUUGUUCGACGAGAAGACCUCAAAGUUCCUAGGAAAUGUAGUAGACUUUGGCAACCCAAGAUUGCAUUGGAAGUAGUGAAGACUAGAAUGGGAACAGAGAACAUCGUAGCUCUCAAACUAACUGGACUUUCCAAAGAUCACAACUUUGCAAGUGAAGGCUUUUCAAGGAUGCCUAACUUAAGGUUGUUGGAAUUAGAAGGGGGAAACUUGGUAGGAGACUUUGAGAAUCUUUUCUCGAAUUUAAAAUGGUUCUCUUGGCAUCGUUGCCCUUCACAUUUGCAGGCAAUCAAUCUAUGUUUACAAAACUUAGUCGUGCUCAAGCUUUCAAACAGCGAAAUUCCUAAAAACUGGAAUGGAUGGGGCCCAUGCUUGGAAAAUAGUGACUUGCAAGUUAUACAUCUCAUGAGAUGCUAUCUCUCGACAACUCCUGACUUCUCAACAUGCCUAAAGUUGAGGAUAUUGGUUUUUGCUGAACAUUGUCCAGAGUCGCUACAAAUCAGUCCCUCUAUUGGUAAGCUAGAGCGCCUAAAGCGCUUGGAAAUAAUUGUAGCUGGAAUUCAACAGUCAAAGUUGUCUAGAAGCCCCCAUUUUGACUUGUGCGAAGUGCCUUCUACAAUAUGCCGUCUAAAGAACUUGUCAACUCUAAAGCUAGAAGGGCUGUCCAUGUGGGAGCUUGAUCCAUCUAUUGGAGAGAUGGCGGGCUUGGCAUGCCUGUCGUUGGUGCGUUGUGAUCGGCUUAGAAAACUUCCAGAUUCUAUUGGGAAAUUGAGAUUGCUCCUCGAAUUGGAUUUGUUCGACACAAGAAUUAGAGAGUUACCCGAUUCUAUUGGUGAUCUCAAAAUGAUGGAGAAAAUGCACCUGGGAUGCACUAAAAUAAGGAGUCUACCAAACUCCAUUGGAGGACUAGAAUCAUUGAAGCGCUUAUUAAUGACUUCAAGCAAGAUAAGAGUGUUACCCAAUUCCAUUGGAGAUCUCAAAAGCUUGGAGGAAUUGGACCUAAAGCAGACUCAAAUAAGGGAGCUACCAAACACCAUUGGAGGACUAGAGUCAUUAAUAUACUUAUGCUUGUCCAAUACAAAGAUUACUGCGUUGCCUGCAUCUAUUGGAUAUCUUAAAAGAUUGAAUUCCUUAUUUAUGAAUCUCAGCAAGAUAAGAGAGUUACCCAAUUCUAUUGGAGAUCUCAAAAGCUUGAAGAAUAUGGACCUGGCAAGCACUCAAGUAACGGUGCUACCAAACUCCAUCGGAGGACUGGAAUCUUUACUUUACUUAGACUUAUCGGAUUUAGAGAUUACCGAAAUGCCUGCUUCUAUCGGAUGCCUUAAAAUGCUAAAUUAUUUAGACAUGAGACGGAGUAAGAUACGAGAGCUACCAAAGGCCAUUGGGAUGUUGGAGAAUCUUGAAAAGUUGGCGUACAAUGGUAGUAGAAAUAUGGACAUGAAAUGGCCUCCUAAGCUUUCAAAACUAUGGAUAUCUUCUAGUGAUGAUCCUCAAUCUCUUACACUGCCUCCUCAGCUUUCGUUCUUUUCCAUAGGUUGUGAUGAUGCUCGAUCUCUCCGCAUCCCCACCCCACCCCACCCCACGAGUGGCCCCCGCCUCCGGAGGGGAGCGCCCGAGCCACGCGGCCGGCGGAGGAGGCGCGAGCGAGGACGGAAGGCGGAGGCGGCCGAAGCGGCGCGGCGGCCGUGGAAUCUGAGGCCGAAGAGGGCGGUGAACCCUCCGCCGCUGUCGUUGAGGAAUGGCGAGGCGUUUCACGACGCCGCGUGCGGCGCGCUCGGCGGGGACAAGGAGAAUUACGCCGUGCAGCAGCAGCAGCAUUUGCAGCCGCAGCCGAAAUCCGUGCGGAGGAGAUCGAGGAGGACAUUUUCAUCUGCUUGCCUGGAGGCCAAGGAGGAGGCCCAAGAAUGA
This is a messenger RNA of Eucalyptus grandis, 3435 nucleotides long. RefSeq names its product disease resistance protein RPV1. The transcript is spliced from 6 exons. Gene Ontology annotation, biological process: signal transduction; defense response. Bases 1 to 3435 code for a protein of 1144 amino acids. The record is from RefSeq and is a predicted model, not a curated record. Lineage: Eukaryota; Viridiplantae; Streptophyta; Magnoliopsida; Myrtales; Myrtaceae. Gene Ontology annotation, molecular function: ADP binding.